Acaulospora morrowiae is the source of this 3981-nucleotide messenger RNA. The record is from the annotation of a GenBank genome assembly. Lineage: Eukaryota; Fungi; Glomeromycota; Glomeromycetes; Diversisporales; Acaulosporaceae.
AUGAGUGAAUCCGACUUGGAAUGUUUUAUUUGGAAUUCGGAGAAUGACGGGGAAGACGAUUCUGAUGAGGAUGUCUACUAUGAAUAUGAAGUGAAAAAGAGUCAAGAAAAGCAAGAAGAUUUUGAAAUAUUGCCAGGAUUUCAGAUUCAUUUGCCACAACAAAUAAUUUCAGAUAUUUGCGAUGGAUAUCCUCUGCAACCUACUGUGGUCGAAUCUGUAACUAGUCAAACAUUAAUCACCAAAAAGAAAAUUAAUGCUACACCAAAAAUGAUUCAAGGUGUUCUAAAAACUGAGCAUAGAAAGUUUAAAGAGGAUUUUAGUUAUAGACUUGAUGGAUAUGCUUUACGUAUUAGCAACAAUAUGAGUUUCAAAAAUUUAGAAAUGUUGAUUGAAAAUGGGCUGCCAGAAAUGGAAGCAGAGCUACUUGGUUUUUACAGAAAGAAAUUAGAAGAUGUUAAGACGCAAAUGGAGCUUAAGAAAUCUCGUGAAAGAGAUUCCAUAAAAGAAGACGCAGAAAUUUUCACUAAAUAUGUUUGUAAAAAAUUAAGACAAGAAUACACGUAUGGACCUCAUUAUCAUGAUGUAUUCAAUAAGAAUAAUAGCAUGGAUCAAGGUGGAGAAACACAGUCACAGUUGUCAAUUGAACAAGUUAGACAAUCAAUGUGUCAAUCAAUGUGUCAGACAGUAUUUGAAAUGUUCAUGGACGAAGAAUUGGAUUACCACAAACUCAUAAAAAAGUAUUUUUGGGGGCCAGAUCAAAGUUUGCGGUCGUUUUUUUUUGCGAUAGUAAAUAACAUAACUCGAAAUUAUGACUCCAAAGUCAAUCUCGCGGUGAACCAUGCGGAAACAUUAGUUAACACAACACCCGACAGAAAAUUUAUUAAUGAAAUCACUUCAAUAGAAUUCGAAUCCCUUUCCAAACAAAAACAUGAACUUAUUGAUAUUUUUCUGAAGGAAUAUAAAAGGUGGAAGAAAGAGAUCUUUCCUAAAAAUAUUCAGGAGAUUAUUCCUAGAUGCGAUGGAUCUUAUACGAGAGAAGUUACUAAAAAAUUUGAUUCAGAAUAUUUACGUUAUAAAAAAAUAAUUGAAGAGGAAGAAUUUAAUAGAAUCUGCAAAGAAAUAGAAAAUAAGUUCCCUAAAGGACCUAUUUUAAUGAUAUUAAAUUUAUACGGCAAAUCUUAUAUGCCCAGUCACAUUUCAAAUGAAUAUAAAAUAUCAUAUGAAAUUGAAACCUUCCAGUCCGAUCAACUCAAAAUUACAAUCUAUCAAACAUCAAUUGAUGAAAGAGAUAAUUUUCUACUUUCUGAAGAUGAAAUUUACAUCCCCACGUUAAAAUUCAAUUACAAAUGUAGCGGAAAUUCUUUCCAAAUAAAUCCAGAAACCCACGAAAUAUGGAAUAUUUCACAAUUUGAAAACAAAUUUUUUCUCGCACUAUGGAAUAAUAAAGAAAAUCGAUUGGAAAUAUAUUUUGACACUGCAUCCCGACUAUCAUCAUCUAUUCAAUCUAAACCAUUUAAAAUAUUAUAUGCAGGAAAAAAUAGUCUUAUUUCCGUAAAUGAGCCUAAGGGGUUAAUUGGAUUAUAUGAUAUCAGUUCUGGAGAUCUAAAUGUUUACGCAUUUGAUGAGAAGUUUGUUAUUCUUUUUCUACGGCAUACGAAUAUUCAGUUAGUUCGGUGGUAUAAUUGUAUGGUACCGGAAAUACAACAUUUUUUCUUUAUUAAAGAUACAGAGGAUAUAUGUUUCAUUGAGAAGAAUGGUCGCUCCAGAAUUUAUAUGAUGGUCUCAGAUCAAUUCCGACCUAGUUCUUUGCAAUUACCACCAAAAUUCUCCAAAGUUCUAAGUACGCCCGAUGGAGCAUGUAUUGUUGCUUUCACAAAAGAUACCAUGUUAGAACAGGAAAACGAAAACAACGAUGCUGAUAGUAACACCGAAAAAGCAGACGAUUAUAAUCCAAAAAAUCAAAUAGAAAUAAUUAAAGCACACGUAUUUUUUUGUGCAAAAUUUGGUAGCCCUGCUAUUAUAACUAUGCCAAAAAAUAUGCAAUCCGUUGAACAUUUUCAAUUCUCUUAUAUCAAGAAACAACAAAUGCAUCUUACUACCCUCGAUGUAGUUAAUGGACAGUUUUGUUCGUUGAUUACUAAAAUUACACUUGAAAAAUCAAUGGGAAAAGUAAGGAUUUUAGCAUCCGACCACCGAAACGACAACUAUUCUUUUUUAGAAGGAAGGGAUACUCAAUUCUCUAAGAACGUUUUUAUUGGAGAAAGUAUUGUCAUUCAAAAUGAAAAAAGAUGUGUUCUUGAAAUACAAUCAAACACGAGAUUGAAGAUUGCAGGAACCUUUUCAAAUAUUGAUGAUCUAGAUUCUUGGAUGGAUUUUCGAAUUGAACCCAAAACAAAUAUUAAUAGCUUUGUCAACGUGUAUCAAUACAUGUUUGAAAAAUACCCAAUUAAUAGCUGUAUAGAUACUGAACAAAAUAAGUCUUUGAGCUUGACUAUAACCCUGGAUUUGUCUAGUCGCAAUGUUGAAGAUUACGAAGAAAUAUUCAGAGAUUAUAUCGACAAGAUGUUCGAAGAAUUAAAACGUUCCACAAAAAAACCAGCAAGCAGCCUAAAAAAAUUCAAGAUCGACGUAAUGAACUUUUCGGAACUUAAUAUUGGUGACCCUGACUUUCAAGAAAACAAGACAUCAAGAUUUAAUGUUGGAGAAUGGAUUAUUCGGCUUUUUUGUCUAAUCCCAAUUCAAAUUGCGGCUUCUCGAAACAAUGCAAAACUAUGCGUCAUAAUCAAAGACGUUCCGGUACGAGACAAAAGCGAUAUUGUUCGAAAAUUUUAUUUAAAGCUUAGCUCCAUGAUCGCUCAGACAUGCGAUUGGGGUUCUUUGGAUGAUAAUUUGGUCGAAAUUCGCGUGUCUACAUUAAAGAGAUUGCUUCAAACGGCUAUAUCCAUUGGUGUAGAAGAAAAUAAUCCAACAAUUGUAAACUUGAUGAAUCAUGAUAUAGGAACAAAAAUAGAUGACCCUGUGAUCAAGUUAGCUGAAAUAUCGGAAGAUUUCGAUAAUUAUAGAGAAAUUUUUUCGGAUGAGGGCAUAUUACUUUUCGAAGAAAACAUCGAUUUUGUAUGUUUAUCUGCUGAUUUGAGAACAAAAGAACAUCAAUGUCACGAAACUUGUGAAGGGCCCGGAAUAUGCAGAAUUUUGACCGAGCCUCAAAAACGAGAAGAGAUAUGUCAAGGGAACUUAGACAAACUAGCGAUUUCAGCCAAGUAUAUUCAAUUAGGUGAAAGAUUAUUGUGUUGUAAAAAGAUUCCUCCAAAUAUGUUUAGGCAUGAAGGGACACAUUCUCAUUCCCUAGAUAACUAUAUUGUUCAUUUCUGUGAUGUCAAGUGUCAGUUUUGCGAAUAUUAUUGUACUCUACCUUAUGGACACGCGCAACCGUUUCACGAAACAUCACAUGGAUAUAUGCACCAAACAGAUUUUAUGAGUGAACAUGAUAUAAAAUACGCAAGUAGUUGUAAAUUGCAAAUAAGCGAUCAAUAUUUGCCUGUCUUGUGCAAUUUGUAUUGUAAAGAGAUAGGGCGUCAUCUACAUGUCGAUUAUUGUAAAGAUGAAGGAACGUGCAAAUUAAAUACAAAUAACCCUUAUAUUAAACACGUUGAAGAUCAAUUCGAUCCAAAUCCCCAGCAGGCAAAGGACUUUAUCUCACACCAUCUCUUCUGGGAGCGUAGCGGAUUUAAAGACCCUUAUUCAACUCAGGAUCAGCUUGAAUACGCAAAAUGUUAUCACGAGUGUCCCAAUGAGUCCCAUUGGCUAGGAAAUACUAAAUCUUCUAAAUCAUAUUGCGAACUUCCCCUUUUCCAUCAAAAUGCAAAUCCUUCACAACCACCACCCAACGGCAUUGGUUAUAUUUCACUUGAUGGCCAUUACUUUCAUUGUGAAAACUGCGAUAAUGAUAUGAUUUUUGAUGACAACACGGGGGAACUCUAG